AGUUCUCGAAUGAGUGAAAAAAAUACGAGUCAAAAGAGUCUUAAGCGUCCGAAAUCGAAAGAUGAUGGAAACGCUGCGAACGCCACCUCGGAGGUAAAUGGAAAGCAGAAAAAGGAAAUGAAAAAGGAUGAAAAGGAAUUUCGAACGCCUCGGCCAAAAGUAAGAAAGCCACAGAAAAAAGAGCGUCCCCUUACUGCGGUAGGCGCGAAAAUAAGAGCCCGUUCGAAGACGCCGGCGAAGACAAUCAAGACCGCGAGGGGACGCGUAAUUCGCAAUCCGAAACCGUUUACUUUGGAAUUUUAA
Molecule: messenger RNA, 303 nt
Organism: Cylicocyclus nassatus
Lineage: Eukaryota; Metazoa; Nematoda; Chromadorea; Rhabditida; Strongylidae
Source: the annotation of a GenBank genome assembly